This is a messenger RNA of Xiphophorus maculatus (southern platyfish), 810 nucleotides long. RefSeq names its product ladderlectin-like. The coding region runs from base 116 to 592 and encodes 158 amino acids. The transcript has 6 exons. NCBI's taxonomy places the organism in Eukaryota, Metazoa, Chordata, Actinopteri, Cyprinodontiformes, Poeciliidae. The record is from RefSeq and is a predicted model, not a curated record. Gene Ontology annotation, molecular function: signaling receptor activity.
GUGAUGUUAAGAUAAAUGUGUCUAUAAAAGCUGAUUUACCGUUCCUGUAUCUGACCUGAAAUUUCCUGAUUCAGAGCUGAAAAAGGUGAUAAUUAUCUAUCAGAAACCUGCAGUCAUGAGGAUCCUGACUCUGCCUUUGGUUCUCUGCGGUUUGAUGCUUCUGAGCAGCAUUAACGAGAUCAGUGGAUUGAAAACUGAAUGCCGUAAUGGCUGGAAUCUAAUAAAUGGACGCUGUUUCAAAUAUGUUCCAAGCCGUAUGACUUGGGCUAAAGCUGAGAGAAAUUGCAUUUCCAUGGGAGGAAACCUUGCAUCUGUGCACAGUUCUGAAGACUACUAUGACAUCCAGUCAGUCAUUAGGCGUGUCACACAUGAGUUGAAGGAAACAUGGAUCGGUGGCUCUGAUGCUGCUGAGGAAGGUAAUUGGUCUUGGACCGAUGGGACGCUGAUGACAUUUACAAACUGGUGUCCUGGAGAACCAAACAAUGCUGGUAGGCGCCAGCACUGCUUGCAAAUGAAUCACUCAGGAGAAAAGUGCUGGGACGAUUACGGAUGUACGGUCAAGCUACCGUCUGUCUGCGUUUCUAAAAACUGAAACUGGGCUGAGCUGAUGACAUGAAGAAGCUUCUACAUCUUUUUAUUUUCUAUCUAUGCUGCUUGAAAGAUGUGGCGGCGCAGCACAUCAACAGAGGAACUCUGUCUUGCUUUUCAUUUGAUCAGACCAAAUGUAUUGUAAAUUAACAGCUUUAUGUACUUUCUUGAUUAAAUUUUCAUUCUUGUUCUUUGCAAAAUUAAACAGCAGGCAUCAAAAUA